CCUUGUUCUCGAAAGUCAUGGAAACGACCAUCAAUUGCCAGCUUAUGAGAUACCUUGAGGAGCACCAGCUGAUUAGUGAUCGUCAGUACGGCUUCCGUCAACGCCGCUCAGCUGGUGAUCUUCUUGCGUAUCUCACGCAUCGAUGGUCGGAGGCAAUCGAGGGCAAGGGGGAGGCCCUGGCGGUUAGUCUGGACGUAGCUAAAGCCUUUGAUCGGGUGUGGCAUAAAGCACUUCUGUCGAAGUUGCCUUCCUACGGGCUACCCGAGAAACUCUGCGAAUGGAUUUCCAGCUUUUUGGAGGGUCGGAGCAUCAAGGUGGUUGUCGACGGCGCAUGCUCUGACCCCAAACCAAUUAACGCUGGUGUCCCACAAGGCUGUGUACUGUCGCCAACCCUGUUUCUUCUGCAUAUCAAUGAUAUGCUGAAAAUUAGCAACAUACAUUGCUUUGCAGACGAUAGCACGGGUGACGCACU
Molecule: messenger RNA, 472 nt
Organism: Papilio xuthus (Asian swallowtail)
Lineage: Eukaryota; Metazoa; Arthropoda; Insecta; Lepidoptera; Papilionidae
Product: RNA-directed DNA polymerase from mobile element jockey-like
Exons: 1
Source: RefSeq, a predicted model, not a curated record